AUGAUGGCAUUGCCCAAUGCUGCAAAGACCUCAGAGACACGCCCACGCCUGGGCAAGGAAGAAGUAGACAUUCUCGAGGCCUCCUUUCGCAAGAAUCCAAAGCCGACAACCCAGACAAAGCGGGGUUUCGCUGAGGACAUGGGAGUUGACCUUGCCAGAAUCAAUAAUUGGUUCCAGAACCGUCGCGCCAAACGGAAGCAGGAGAAAAAGCAGGAAGCCUAUGAAGCAGGUCAAGCUGAGCAGGCUCUCGGAUUCUCAGAACCCUCGUCACCAGACUUCUACUCGCACAGCAAUGGGUAUUUCAGUGACCCACAGUUGAUGCCCAUGGCUCAGUCAUCUGCGAGUUUCCCUAUGAUGAAUGGGCCACCGCCAGCAGUUGCCGGGUACAACCCGCAAUAUACUGACCCUUCGACUGCCAGCUUGGAAUCACUUCAACGGACCUUGGCCGUUGCCAAUGCUGCUGACCACGACGAAUACCACGAUUUUGUGGACCAACGCGAUGCUAUUGGUACUUUCAACGGCUCGCUUGGCCACGACUUUUCGACGAGCGAUCGAGUACAAUUUCCGUCUCCAGAGCAUGGGCUGCCACAUUUCGAUGACAGUAAUGCCCAGACGUACUCUUCAUACACUACACACUUCUCAAGCGGCCUCUACAAUGAGGGUCAGCCUCUUGAGGUACAAUCCCCGCCAGAGGAGGCCAACAAUCAAACACCAACGCCGUUUAAUACUUUCUCUGGUACAUCUGGGGCGUCUCACCUCCUGACGACCUUCCCGUCCCAAUUACUCCCCACUCAGAACCAGGAUACUCUCUCUCGCUCGCACGAGGAACAUGAUGGAUCCUCACCAGAGGAUCACUCUGCUUCCUCGAUUGGAUUUCAGUACGACAUGUCGGAGCCUGACAAUACGCCGCCCCCCGCAGCAUCGAUUCCGUUCAAGUCGCCCCCACCACCUUCGGAUAUCGCUUCGCGACGAAAGAAGGUGCAGGUCAAGCCGACAGCGUUGGCUACCGACACUCUCCGAAGCAGUCGUCCUUCUUUGGGUCCAAGGACAGUAUCUCAUGCCGAGGGUUUCAGACGUCCCAUUGAAAGCCCAAUCGGUUCACCUAUGCGGCGCAUAGCCUCUGCUGGCGGUAACCGAAACGUUUUGAGUGGUCGCGUAUUCAAGUCUGGUAUCGAAUCCUCCCAACGUUCUCCCAUAAACUUUGGGACUUUCGAGUCUGCCGGUGCAUUCAUGGAGCACAACUUCCAUAAUAUCCGUCAUCCGUCUCUGACGGCAAGCUCCUCUCUCAACAGCAGCCUCGCACCUCCGACACCCAUGUCUCCUCGAGGUGAGAUGAUGACUUUAGUGAAACGAGAGGGUCCCAGAUCGACCGCAUCGCCUGUCGAAAAUUUCAUCUUCAACGCUGGCACCGGAGGCUUCACAACAUUGGAUGGAGAUCAAUCAUUAUCUCCUCCCGAAACUCCCCAAGCGCCUAUGGCUCUGAAUCCUUCUCACAAUUGGGCGCACACGCUCGACUUUGCUGAGAAGCAAUGGCAAUAUGAGGUUCCCGAUGAACCCUUGUUUACCCCGGCUCACGACACAUUCCCCAUCGAGCUGCACAUGCCACAGCCGUCGUACCUUACAUCGAUGAGCCAGCCAGUGACACCUGCUUUCGGACAAUUUAAUCCCAACUUCAUGUUUGGGCACGAAUCACCUCAAUUUACCGAGUCGCCCAAAUACACCCUGUCGACUCAGACCGGAUCAGAGUACUCGUUUCCAGAUGCAAGUCCGCAUCACUACCUUGGGUUGUCGCCCACAAUGACCACCACCAAGCAAAAAACAUUUCAAUUCUCGCACACCACCGCUGCUGAUUUCUCCGAAAAAUAA
This is a messenger RNA of Mollisia scopiformis, 1866 nucleotides long. RefSeq lists its product as uncharacterized. Gene Ontology annotation, molecular function: DNA binding; DNA-binding transcription factor activity, RNA polymerase II-specific. Lineage: Eukaryota; Fungi; Ascomycota; Leotiomycetes; Helotiales; Mollisiaceae. The transcript has 2 exons. Gene Ontology annotation, biological process: regulation of transcription by RNA polymerase II. The coding region runs from base 1 to 1866 and encodes 621 amino acids. Gene Ontology annotation, cellular component: RSC-type complex; nucleus. The record is from RefSeq and is a predicted model, not a curated record.